UAUGUAUUCAAGAUGCGGCAAUUUGAUCGAUUCCCGGAAGGUGUUUGAUGAAUUGCCCGAGAGAAAUGUGGUGACAUGGAACGCGAUGAUAGGUGGGUAUUUGAAAAACGGGGAUAGCGAAUCUGCAUUGAAUUUGUUUGAAAAGAUGCCCAUUGGAAGAAACUCGGUGACUUGGAUAGAGAUGAUCGAUGGGUUUGCAAAGAGUGGAGACACUUUAAGAGCAAGACAAUUAUUCGAUAAAGUACCAUCACAGUUAAUUAACGUGGUGACUUGGACGGUGAUAGUUGACGGGUACAAGGCAAAUGGAGAAUUAGAAGCUGCAAGGGAGAUCUUUGAAAUGAUGCCAGAAAGGAAUUACUUUGUUUGGUCAUCAAUGAUUUCUGGGUUUUGUAAGAGGGGUGAUGUUAAGGAAGCUAGGAAAUUUUUCGAUAGAAUCCCUGUUAGGAACUCGGUUAAUUGGAAUUCGAUGAUUUCAGGGUAUGCACAAAAUGGCUUCUGUGAAGAAGCUUUGGAAAUGUUUAGGAAAAUGCAGAACGAAGGUUUCGAACCCGAUGAAGUUACCAUCACAAGUGUUUUAUAUGCUUGUGCACAGUUAGGUGAAUUAGAUGUUGGAAAAGAAAUCCAUUAUCGUAUCAAGACGAAGGGAAUGACUAAUCAGUUCGUUUUGAAUGCAUUAUUGGAUAUGUAUGCCAAAUGCGGUGACUUAGGCCAAGCGAGGUCGAUCUUUGAACAAACGAGUCACCGGAAAAUCACCUGCUGGAAUUCCAUGAUAUCGGGUUUCGCCAUUCAUGGAAAAAGCAGAGAAGCUCUGGAGUUUUUCAAAAGAAUGGAAGAGUCGAACAAGAUGCCGGAUGCCAUCACUUUCCUUUCGGUUCUAUCAGCUUGUGCCCAUGGCGGGUGUGUAGAUGACGGGUUGGAAAUUUUCUCCAAGAUGGAGACUUACGGCAUCGUAGCAAGCAUCAAACAUGACGGUUGCUUAGUCGACCUUUUGGGGCGUGCCGGAAGAUUGAAAGAAGCUUUCGGCCUAGUCAAGAGAAUGCCGACGAAGCCGAAUGAUGUAGUUUGGAGGGCUCUGCUCGGCGCUUGCAGGAUUCAUAUGGACACUAACAUGCUAGAACAAGUGAUGCGAGAAGUUGUUGGAACGGAUGAUGACUUGGAUUCUGGGGAUAAUUCACAUCAUGUGCUGCUGUCAAAUAUCUAUCCAGCUUCAGAUAGAUGGGAAAAGGCUGAAAAAAUGAGGAUGGCAAUGGUGAACAAAGGGUUUCAAAAGAUUCCUGGCCUCUGUUCAAUUGUACCCUACCAUAUGGAGCUGUAAAUUAUCCUAUCAUAAAACUUUGAUCACGA
Hibiscus syriacus is the source of this 1344-nucleotide messenger RNA. Its product is annotated as pentatricopeptide repeat-containing protein At3g21470-like. Gene Ontology annotation, biological process: RNA modification. Lineage: Eukaryota; Viridiplantae; Streptophyta; Magnoliopsida; Malvales; Malvaceae. The record is from RefSeq and is a predicted model, not a curated record. Gene Ontology annotation, molecular function: RNA binding; protein binding.